Molecule: messenger RNA, 1016 nt
Organism: Phanerochaete carnosa HHB-10118-sp
Lineage: Eukaryota; Fungi; Basidiomycota; Agaricomycetes; Polyporales; Phanerochaetaceae
Exons: 5
Coding region: 1-909 (302 amino acids)
Source: RefSeq, a predicted model, not a curated record
AUGUUAAGGGUACAUCCAGCUAUCCUUCGAGCUAUCCAGAAGCAUGAACCGGGGGUCACCACCCAGAACAAGCCAUCCUACGUCCAGUCAUCGAGCGGCAAGGCCUAUCUCACCAAGAUCGGGUCGUUAUCCGAGACAGAGCAGUUCGCGGCCGAAGCUGAAGCACUAAAGGCCAUCCAGAUUGCGGCACCAAAACUUGCACCGCUGCUCAUAGACUCGGGAGUUAUAGAUUCGGAGACAGCUGAGCGCGACUCCGAGGUGGGAAGGCCGUAUUUCGUGUCGGAGUACAAAAACAUGAGGUCUUUGACCGAUGCAGCAGCCAAGAAGCUGGCAAAGAGAUUGGCGACAGAGAUGCACGCCUAUCAGAGCACCCAAGGGUUUGGAUUCGCAGUGCCAACGUUCUGCGGAAGGACGAAGCAGGAUAACGGCUGGUACGCUUCAUGGCAUGAGUGCUAUGACGCGUUGAUCGGCGGACUGCUUAACAAGCUGAAGGACGAGGGUGGGUACGAAGAGCUGUGUCGCAAGGGAGAACAAAUACGAGAAAGGGUUAUACCUGCCCUCCUGAACUCGCUCGUCAUUCAACCAGUGCUGCUGCACGGCGAUCUGUGGAGUGGUAAUACGGGCACGGACGAAGAUACUGGAGAGCCCGUCAUCUUCGAUCCCUCAUCGUACUUCGGUCACAAUGAGGCUGACUUAGCCAUUGCUCGCAUAUUUGGUGGCAUCCCGAAAUCCUUCUUCACUACCUAUCAUGAAUAUCUCCCCAAAACUGAGCCUGCCGAUCAGUACGAAUUACGAGGCGACCUGUAUGAGUUGUACCAUUAUUUGAAUCAUACAGUUCUAUUUGGAAGCGGAUACGUCGGCAGUUCCAGAGCGAAGAUGGAUAGGUUAUUGCGAGCGUUUCCGGAUUAGGCUUUGACUGGAGUAUGCCAGAAUCAUCUUGUGGUUUCUGUAGACAUAUAGGUAGACAGAUAGUUCGAGACAUGGUAGAAAUUCACGAGCGUCUACGCAUAAAGCGG